Molecule: messenger RNA, 1101 nt
Organism: Lachancea lanzarotensis
Lineage: Eukaryota; Fungi; Ascomycota; Saccharomycetes; Saccharomycetales; Saccharomycetaceae
Gene: GAL7
Product: LALA0S08e00276g1_1
Exons: 1
Coding region: 1-1101 (366 amino acids)
Biological process (GO): beta-D-galactose catabolic process via UDP-galactose, Leloir pathway
Cellular component (GO): cytoplasm
Molecular function (GO): UDP-glucose:hexose-1-phosphate uridylyltransferase activity; zinc ion binding
Source: RefSeq, a predicted model, not a curated record
AUGACAAGAAACUCCCAUUUUGAUUUCACCGACAACUCUCAUAGAAGAUACAAUCCCCUAACAGACUCUUGGGUCCUGGUGUCGCCACACAGAGCAAAGAGACCAUGGUUGGGUCAACAAGAGGCAAUAGCAAAGCCAACCGAACCCGAGUUCGAUAGCAAGUGCUAUCUAUGCCCAGGAAAUGCGAGGGCUUCAGGUGAAGUUAACCCAAAAUACACUUCUACCCUAAUUUUUUCUAAUGACUUCCCCGCAGUCAAACUUGAACAACCGAGACUUUACGAAGAUGACUAUCAUAACAGCUUGAAAAGAAGAUUCAUGAAAACUCAAUCUGUUGAGGGAAAUUGCUUCGUUCUUUGCUUUAGCCCCAAACAUAACCUGACGCUUCCUCUUUUGCCUCUUGAUGACGUUGUCAAUGUCGUGGAGGCUUGGAAAAAGCUGUACGUUGACUUAGGAAAAGAAGCAAAACAGAAUGGGAAGCCUUACAAAUAUAUCCAGAUUUUUGAGAACAAAGGCAGCGCAAUGGGAUGCUCAAACCCACACCCACAUGGACAGGCGUGGUGCUGCAGCACCGUUCCCAGUGAAGUGGAAAAGGAAUUCAAAUCUUUUGCCAAAUACACCAGCGAGCAUUCCGGCAACCUGCUAGCUGAUUAUGUUGCUUUGGAGCGCAAGGAGCGCGAAAGAAUUGUUCUGGAAAACGACUCUUUUGUAGUAGUUGUUCCGUAUUGGGCUGUUUGGCCAUUUGAGACUCUUGUCGUGAGUAAGGCGCACCUGAGCUCCAUUGCCGAAUUUAACGACAAACAACAGCGGGAUUUGGCUUCGAUUGUGAAAAAGUUAACCACCAAGUAUGAUAACUUGUUCGAAACAAGCUUUCCAUACUCAAUGGGUCUGCAUCAAGCUCCUCUAAAUGCUACUCAGGAAGAAAAGAAUACUGCGUGGUUUCACAUGCACUUUUAUCCGCCACUUCUGAGAUCUGCGACUGUCCGGAAAUUCUUGGUGGGCUUUGAACUUCUGGGGGAGCCUCAAAGAGACCUGACUGCUGAACAAGCUGCAAAGCGUCUAGUGGAUUUGGACGGAGAUGUCCACUAUGCGGAAAAAUUAUAA